Messenger RNA from Cynoglossus semilaevis (tongue sole), 1847 nucleotides. RefSeq names its product organic solute transporter subunit alpha-like. The record is from RefSeq and is a predicted model, not a curated record. NCBI's taxonomy places the organism in Eukaryota, Metazoa, Chordata, Actinopteri, Pleuronectiformes, Cynoglossidae. The transcript is spliced from 7 exons. The coding region runs from base 321 to 1421 and encodes 366 amino acids.
GACCUGCGGUCGUGACGGAGAGUUCACAGAUCAGUUUUAUUUUUCUGUUCUUUUUCCAGUUCCAGUCCAGUGUUUGGGUCGGAGCGACUCCUCUGACCUGUUUUUGUUGAUAAAUUAUCUGCACGCCAUGGAGCAGGAACGCCUGAACGCCACCAUCGACCCGGCCUGUUUAGGGGAGCCCCCGCUGGCCAUCGACAUCAUUACACGUAAGUGACCGGUCCUCAGAGUAUUUGUAACACCACACUGUAGUACUACAUACCAGUGGUUCCCAAACUGGAGGGUGGCACCCACUACUGGGGUCAUGGAAUCCUAGUGGUGGAAUGAGGAAAUGCAGAGGGCUGCAAAGAAAGAAAAGAAAAAAAAAUGUUUGGACCGACAAUGACACUGACAUGAAUAAACACAGACACAUCAACAGUCCUGUCCUAACGUCUGCCAAUUUGGUACAUGUCUGGAGCCCAGAGCCACGUGUUGGCCCUAUGUGUGCGUUGACUGUGAUGUCGUUCUUCUUUGUCCUGUUGAGUGCAGAGCUGGACGUGUUCGGGGUCUGUCUGUACUCCAUGCUGACCUUCAUGUCCAGCGUCUCUCUGCUGCUGUACCUGGAACAGUGUGUGUACAUUUACAAAAAACUGCCCUCCCCCAAGAAGACCAUCAUUAUGUGGAUCAACGGUGCAGCUCCAGUGAUUUCCACCAUGGCCUGUUUGGGGAUGUGGAUUCCAAAGGCCGUCAUGUUCACAGACAUGACCUCAAACUGUUAUUUUGCCGUGGUGGUCUAUAAGGUCCUGGUCCUCCUGGUGGAGGAGUUGGGAGGACACGCUGUGUUUCUGAAGCGUUUCUCUGGUCAAACCUUUAAGAUCAGUACUGGACCCUGCUGCUGCUGCUGCCCCUGUCUGCCCCAGGUGCCCAUGUCAGGGAGACUUCUGUUCUGGCUGAAGGCUGGAGCGCUACAGUACGCCAUCCUGAAGACCGUCCUCUCCGUCCUCUCUGUCGUCCUGUGGACAAACGGAAACUUUGACCUUUCAGACCUAGAGGUCACUGGAGCGGCCAUCUGGAUCAACCCCUUGGUGGGUGUCUUCACCCUCAUCUCCCUCUGGCCGGUGGCCAUCGUCUUCAUGAACACCAACGGUCACCUCCGCAGCCUCAACAUCGUACCCAAAUACGCCAUGUACCAGCUGGUCCUGGUGUUAAGUCAACUGCAGACAUCCAUCAUCAACAUCCUGGCCCUGGACGGAACCAUCGCCUGCGCCCCUCCCUUCUCUUCUCAAGCUCGAGCGUCCAUGUUGAACCAGCAGAUGAUGGUCAUGGAGAUGUUCAUCAUCACUCUGGUCACUCGCUCUCUGUACCGACGCACGUACGACGCGCUGCGCUCCGAGUCACAUGACGGUGAGAAGAACCCUGGUGUCCUCCUGGAGCAGGACAUCUGACAGAAGAACAGGAGACGAGGUCACAUCUGUCUCCUCCUCCCCCUCCCUCCCCCUCCUCCCUCCCUUCAUUUACACACACAUUCACAGCUACAGUACAUCAGCAGGACCAGUUCUUUGUCACGUGUUGUUGUUUUUCACGUUGUACAGAAAACACACAUCGAUGUUUCAGUAAAGUUUAUAGUUUGACUCACACUGAAGCCCUGACGUCACUGGUCACUGGUCACUGACAUGGAGGUCUCAGAUCUUCAAACCCUGGUCCUCAGUGGACUGAAGAGCUGAAGGAUCCAGGACUUCUUCAAACCUGAAAACAUCACAUCAUGUGACUCAAAGUUGUUGUUGUUUUUUUACCUGUUUACUGUUCAGUUGUUCUUGUUGUUUCCUGUUGUUGUUCCAAACCUUUUUGUAAAAAAUAAAAAACAAAAAUAA